AUGGCCGACAUAAAUUCUCUCAUAAACCCUCCUACGGAAGAAGAAGAUGAAUACUUGCCUUCGGAUGACGGACGGAGCGGCUCUGUGGCCGGAAAUGGAAUCAAAACCGAGGAAAUCAAAACUGAACCAGAGCCAGAAACGGCAGUUGCUGCCGACGACUCCUUGAGCUCGUUUGACAAAAUAAAGACCCAUUUUCCUGCAGCACGUAUCAAGAAAAUCAUGCAAUCCGAUGAGGAUAUCGGUAAGGUAGCCCAGGUGACUCCAGUGGUUGUAGGAAGAGCGCUUGAGAUUUUCAUGGCCAAUCUCGUGGACCAUGCGAUUGUUGAGGCCAAAAAGGCCGGCGUUCGUCGUAUUGCUGCGCUGCACAUCCGUGCUGCCGUCGAGAACACUGAGCAGUUCGACUUCUUGGUGGAUGUGGUUUCCAAAUACCAGUCUGCUAAGAACUAG
Molecule: messenger RNA, 447 nt
Organism: Australozyma saopauloensis
Lineage: Eukaryota; Fungi; Ascomycota; Pichiomycetes; Serinales; Metschnikowiaceae
Gene: HFL2
Product: negative cofactor 2 transcription regulator complex subunit
Exons: 1
Coding region: 1-447 (148 amino acids)
Biological process (GO): transcription by RNA polymerase II
Cellular component (GO): negative cofactor 2 complex; nucleus
Molecular function (GO): RNA polymerase II general transcription initiation factor activity; protein heterodimerization activity; core promoter sequence-specific DNA binding
Source: RefSeq, a predicted model, not a curated record